AUGGUCUGCCGCACGGAGGCGGUUACAGACAAAGUGGUCCUGGUGGCCGCGGUGAAUUUGUAUCUGGAGAUCAGGGUGCCUUUGCUCACGCAGGUAGCCAAGGCGGCUUUGGUUCAGGUGGCCAAGGCGGAUUUGAAAGAGGAGAUCAGGGGUUCCUCUGCUCACGCAGGUAGCGAAGGCGGCUUUGGUUUCGGAGGUAGCCAAGGUGACUCUGGUUCUGGUGGCCAAGGCGGAUUUAAGCCUGGAGAUCAGGGUGCCUUUGCUCACGCAGGUAGCCAAGACGGCUUUGGCUCAGGUGGCCAAGGCGGAUUUGAACCAGAAGAUCAGGGUGCCUUUGCUCACGCAGGUAGCCAAGACGGAUUUGGUUCCGGUGGCCAAGGCGAAUUUAAACCGGGAGAUCAGGGUUCCUUUGCUCACGCAGGUAGCGAAGGCAGCUUUGGUUCCGAAGGUAGCCAAGGUGACUCGGGUUCAGGUGGUCAAGGCGGAUUUAAACCAGGAGAUCAAGGUGCCUUUGCUCACGCAGGUAAUGAAGGCGGAUUUGAAUCCGGAAGUAGCCAAGGCGACUCUGGGUCAGGUGGUCAAGGUGGAUUUGGACCAGGAAAUCGGGGUGGUUUUGGUUCAGGAAAACAAGGAGUUUUUGGUCCAGGAAAUUAG
Messenger RNA from Parnassius apollo (apollo), 654 nucleotides. The record is from the annotation of a GenBank genome assembly. NCBI's taxonomy places the organism in Eukaryota, Metazoa, Arthropoda, Insecta, Lepidoptera, Papilionidae.